This is a messenger RNA of Acanthosepion pharaonis, 690 nucleotides long. Lineage: Eukaryota; Metazoa; Mollusca; Cephalopoda; Sepiida; Sepiidae. The record is from the annotation of a GenBank genome assembly.
AUGUUUGAGCGCAGAACAAAUUGGAAUUUUUUCUCUUUUACAAACAUUUUCUUAUACUUCUUUUUCUUGCUUUUACUUCCUGUUCUUUCGUCUUUAUUUGCAUCAUAUUUAUUCGUUUUUAUUCAUUCUCCUAGUUUCUUUUCUCACAUCUUUUUUCCUUAUAUUUCUUCUUUUUUCUUCUUAUUCUCACAUUUUUAUUUUUGUCUCUAUACUGUUCAUACUUUCUUUUUUCUCUUCGUUGUAUUUAUUAUUUUUAUUAUUUUUUGUCAUAUUUUCUUUUCAUCUCAUAUUUUCUUUUUAUCUCUCUUUUUCACUAAUAUACCCUCAUAUUCCUUUCCUUUUUUCUUUUUAUAUAUUGUCUUUUUUCUUGUACUUACAUUUUUUUUUUGUUUUUCUUCCUUUUCAUUCACUUCCACGUUUUCUUUCCUCUCAUUAUUUUUGGAAUUGUUUCCCUUCUUAAUUUUUCUAUUUUUUUUUUUUAUUUUCUUUGUAUGUUCUCUACUUCUUCAUUUUUCCCUUUCUUUCUUUUUCUUAUAUUUUUCUUUCCUGGUAUUUAUUUUUUCAUAUGUUCUUUCCUUUUUUCUUCAUCAUGUUUUUUCUCGUAUCAUUCAUAUCCUUUUUCUUUAUAUUUCAUCCUUUCUUGUAUUUUUCUCUUUCCUUUUCCUAUAUUAUUUUUUUCCUUUUCCUUAA